AUGGGCUGCUGCUUCAGCUCCACCCCCUCCCCCAAACCCAAGCAUCCACCGCACCAAGCGUCCCUAAAACGCCGCCAUUCACCCCUUCAAUCUCCCAUUUUACAGUCUCACAAAACCCUUUCUCCUCCUCAAGAAGAUGAUGAAGAAGAAGCUGUUAUAAAAGAAGUAUUGGUGCUUUCAGAAACACCCAAACUACCCCACGAUGACCAACAAGAGAAUAACACUCAAACUCCUCCGCCCCUCCCGCCGCAGCCGCCCAAAACCGAAACACCGGUUUCCCAUCCGAUCAAGCAAAAACAACAACAACAAGAAGAAGAGCCAGAGAAAGAGGAAGAAACCUCUCAUAUCUCUCAACAAUCGGAGAUUUACAGCGUCUCUGAAACCAUAACGACGACGACGACGACAGCAACGGAAUGGCUUAACGAAGAUGAAGCAACGAGCAAAGUCAACAGCCAACUCAAACACAAGACUACAGCAAAGGCAAUCAAAAAACGACCCAGUCCCACCAAUGGAGACUCAACCAGUGUCCGAGCCAGAAGAGAAAGCGCCCGUGGUCGAGGACAGGGAUUAACUGCGGCAAGAACUGUGCAACGUAACGUGGGAUCCAGGUCCAGGUCACCCGGAACCGGAAGAGCCGGUGCCGUCGGGAAGAGUGCCGCGACGGCGACCGAAAAAACCGAUAAUAAGACAACUAGCGCGACGGUGGAGGGGCAGAGUAAGAGAGAGGAAGAUUGGAAAAACGACGUUUCGGAGCAGCAGGGCAGUGAGUCAAUCGAGAACCCCCAUGUUUCUUUAGAGUGCUUCAUCUUUUUAUGA
Molecule: messenger RNA, 816 nt
Organism: Hibiscus syriacus
Lineage: Eukaryota; Viridiplantae; Streptophyta; Magnoliopsida; Malvales; Malvaceae
Product: zinc finger CCCH domain-containing protein 18-like
Exons: 1
Coding region: 1-816 (271 amino acids)
Source: RefSeq, a predicted model, not a curated record